GGUAAACUCUGGAGUGGAUUCCGACUGGCAUGUCGGGCACUGUGCUACUUCUCUAACUGGACUGGACUGCACAGAGGGGUGAUUGUACACGUUUCCGAGCAACGAGUGUUUCAACCUGAAGAUUUGCCAAAGAACGGUGCAGGAUGAACAGAGAUGCAGAGGUAUGGCGAUCGGGAGCAGGACCACAGGAUAAACUAGUUUCAGGGAUAUAUAUGGAGGCACCCAUGGAAGGCAUCCCUCAGCGAUACCGCAGCAUCCUGGGUCCUCUCUCCCUGUUCACUGAAUGCACGCAAAACCAAGGCAGGGUUGAGGAGCAGCGCCCUGUUAUUCCUGACCUGGAGGGACCGAGGGUGACCCCUACCUCCCUGAAGGAGCUGUGUCACCUGGUGCAGUGUAGGAUACAGGGACAGCCUGCUCCCUCCUCUACAUCCCAUGAAGAUCGGCAGACACUGGCAGAGUUGCUCAUGUCAGAGCUGGGCCUGGUUUGGCGUGAUCUGAAUGCACUGAGCAGUGACCCAUCCCUGUCCCAGAAAGAGAACAAUCAGCUUCACAGCGAGAUCUUUAGCGAGGUCAUUCGGGUCUGCGAGGAGAUCUACAUUCACUGCCUUCAAAUGCUGGAUACUACGAGCGAACGUGCUAUUUUCAGCAACCAGGCCAACCUCAUCCGUGUCAGGGCACAGAUGGCCAUGGCCUGCAGCAGUCUUUUAAACAUCCACACCAUCAAGGAGAAUGUUACUCUUGGAAUCAAGACAAUGAGGAAGAACAGGCUCAGUGCUGCAGAAAGCAAUGAACACAGCGAACAGGGGUUGCCAGACAUGCACUCUACUCCCCGUAGGAUGAACCUAUCGCAGCAGCCCAAGUCUAGUCGUGCAAAAAGUAGGCCAAGCCAGCAACAGAAGGACACCAUUGAGAAUGACCUAAAAGAGAUCACAGAGAAGAUUGAAGAUCUGGACUUAAAACUUGUGUAUGAUCUUGUUACUUUUCCCACGGAGAUUACUAAUCGGGAAGUCACGCAGUGUGUUGCAGAGAACACACACGGUGCAGUAGGUCAGAAGGAUGACCUCACCACUAGUCCACGCCUCUGCAGAAUGCAGAGUUGCAGCUCAAUGCCAGAGCUGCAGCAGCAGAUGUUGCUGGAGGAGAUGCAGAUGGAGGGGGCGGCAUCUCGCCCCCAGACUCCGCUGGUGUUACCCGCCACUCCUCCCAGCCCUGAACCAGCUAAACCCAUAGACCCAGCUGAAGACCUGAGGAGGCUGUUAGAGGACAGUGAUCCUCAUGAGAAGAUGAGGCUUAAAGACCCUGAAGCGGACGUCCCCCCUCUGAUCAAAGCCCUGACCCACCGCAGCUCCACUAAACCACAGCUCCUGCAGCAGUCUCUGCAGGAGGAACACUUACCAAGUCAGUUGGAGAAUGAGGAGAAGACGGCAGAGAAGGUCCUGGUGGAGGAACCAGAGCACCCCCAGUCAGCGGUCGUCGAUGUCAUGUUCCCUCCAAACUUCAUGGCCCGCUUGGCUGUGGCACGGGUUACUGACAGGGUGUACACAGAUACCAUCAGCAUGCAGCCGUACCCGCCCAUCUGCAACCACCUCACCGGGGAGCUUGACUUCUCCUCUGUGGAAUGGCUGGAUCGCAACCUGUUUGAAGGAGCGGAAAUAACUGAAGUUUACAGGGAAUUAUCAGAGUCUAUUUCAUCCAAGCAUCUGGAAUUUGACAACGACCCCAUUUUUGAGCCGGCCAUGGAGGAUACCAGCUUCAGGAAAUCACCCUCAACCAAGAGAAAGAGACCAUGUUUCAUCAACCCUGAGUUGAAGGGACAGAAUCCUGCUAAAGUGUCCCAGAGGAGAAGGACCAAAAAUCAGCCGUACCAUGAGAGACCGCAGGAUGUUACAUCACGGGAGUACAAAGUCUGGCUGCAGUGGUGGAAGUCCCAUCUGUCUGUGGAGGACUAUCUGAACUAUAUCUCCACCCAGGAGUUAGAUUACCUGGGAGCAGUGUUUCACCUCUAUGACAGUGAUGAUGACGAAAGCAAGACUAGACCUCUCACACUUCAGCAGAAAGAGAGUAAAAAGCGAAAGGAGAAGAUUGAUGCUCUGAAGAGUAAAAAGGGUGAAUUUGAGACGGGGUUGUGGAACGUGAACUCUGUCAUGCUCGGGGGACUCGGGAAGGAUCCAGAACUGGAGGAGCGGGAUAAGGGCAGCCAGCGGGUCCAGAGACCGGAGGGAAAUCAACUGCAGAUGCGACUGGAGAAACUCUGGAGAGCCCUCUGCUUCCCGGAGGGAAUGAGGCAGGACAUGGCCCUCAAAUACAGCUCCAGCACACACAGGGACCAGCUUCAGGAGGCCAUUGUGGAGUGGGAGCGCACCGCACAGUUGAUCCAGCAGAGGGAGACUGUGCUCGCCCAACUGGAGCAGUUUGAGAAGGACGCCUCGGACCCCAACAGGUUCUUCCAGCAGGGUUAUGGAGGCUCAUCCAAGGCAAGGAUGGAUGAAUCAAAGCACAGGGAGAAACUAAACUCCCAGAUGUCCGCCCUGGAGAAGGUGCUCCAGAGGUCCAUACAGGAGAUUAAAGAGCAUUUCAAUGACACAGUGACAUACAGGGGCAGGCCGUACAAGGAGAAGAUGCGCUGGGACCGUAUUGAGAUGCUGUACUGGCUGCAGCAGGAGCGACGCAUCCAGGCCCUGGAGAAGGUGGUGGAGGGUGCGGGGGCUAUUCCCGCCAGACUCCCUCCACUGGAGUCACGGCAGAAGCGCUCCUGCACAAACCCCGCAGAAAACCCCCACCCGGAUCCUGAGCCACACUGCCAACGCUUGCUCUGACACUGCCUCCAACAUGUAAACAAAUAAAUGUGAUUCUCUGACAGUACAUCUUUACUUUCCGUCUGAAGACAAGUGGUCAUAUUACAUUACAUUACAUUACAUUACAUUAUUGGCAUUUGGCAGACACUCUUAUCCAGAGCGACGUAUAGUUGAUUAGACUAAGCAGGAGACAGUCAUCCCCCG
Messenger RNA from Conger conger (European conger), 2999 nucleotides. It is a transcript of the gene ccdc87, whose product is annotated as coiled-coil domain containing 87. The record is from RefSeq and is a predicted model, not a curated record. The transcript is spliced from 19 exons. Bases 144 to 2816 code for a protein of 890 amino acids. Lineage: Eukaryota; Metazoa; Chordata; Actinopteri; Anguilliformes; Congridae.